Messenger RNA from Caenorhabditis remanei, 408 nucleotides. RefSeq lists its product as uncharacterized. The record is from RefSeq and is a predicted model, not a curated record. NCBI's taxonomy places the organism in Eukaryota, Metazoa, Nematoda, Chromadorea, Rhabditida, Rhabditidae. The transcript is spliced from 3 exons. The coding region runs from base 1 to 408 and encodes 135 amino acids.
AUGGCGAAUGAUGCGACUGAAAACAUGAGAAAAAAGGACAAUCGUGUAAAGGAACUUGAAAUGGAAAUAAAGCUGUUGAAGAAAGCACAUUCGUCUACUCAAUUUCGUUUGUCUCUUCUCCUUGAGCCCUCACCACCCAAUGACAGCAAUGGCUUUCAGUCACAGUCAUUCCGUAUCAAAAUUGAACCCUUGGAUGCACCAGAAACAGAGAUUACUGUACCAGAAGCAGUACGUGAAGAAAUAAUCGGAGAAGAAAGUAAAGAGAAAGAAAACAAGCCGCCACCAAUAACCACAAUGAAAGAUACAAUCGAUUGUUCAAUGGAGUCCAUUCCAUCGGUCUGGACAGGAAAACUGGGCAAGCAAAUGGCGAAAGAUGAAGUUCAUCCAAACGAAACAGGAGUGGCAUGA